Molecule: messenger RNA, 858 nt
Organism: Culex quinquefasciatus (southern house mosquito)
Lineage: Eukaryota; Metazoa; Arthropoda; Insecta; Diptera; Culicidae
Gene: EMC8-9
Product: ER membrane protein complex subunit 8/9 homolog
Exons: 3
Coding region: 103-699 (198 amino acids)
Cellular component (GO): EMC complex
Source: RefSeq, a predicted model, not a curated record
GUGUAUGUCAGUUUGACGGAAGCCGUACGUCAAUCUAUUUGCAUUGAUUAAAUUUUCAAAACACUGUUCAGAGUGUCCGACCCCGCGCAACCACCGCUAAAAAUGUCCGACGUAAACUUCUCCGCCCGUGCCUACUGCAAGAUCAUGCUACACGCGGCCAAAUAUCCGCACCUGGCCGUCAAUGGGCUGCUGCUCGGUGCCAAGGGAAGCGACCAGAAGGUGGUCGACGUGGUUCCGCUGUUCCACCAGUGUCUGCAUGUGACGCCGAUGGCCGAGAUCGCACUGAUCCAGGUGGAGGCCAAGGCCACCCAGCAGGGCCUGCACAUUCUGGGCUACUACGCGGCCGCGGAGAACUUCUACGACAACCACCUGGAGAAGGCGCCCGGGGCGCGGCUGGCGGACAAAAUUGCCGAGAACGUGAGCGGGUCGGCGGUGUUUGCCGUGGUCGACAACCGGGCCCUCUCGAUCAACAUGAACUACGCGGCGCUCAAGGUGUGGCAGAGCAAGGAGUCGCGCUGGGCGAAGGCCCGCUGCGUGGUGGAGGACGCCAAGAACACGUUCGACGCGGUCAGCAAUCUGCUGCAGCGGGGCGCGAUGCGGGAGCUGGUCGACUUUGACAACUAUCUGGACAACACGGAGAACGACUGGAGCAACGAGCACUUUAACCGCGAUCUGCCCCAGCUGCUGGCGAUGUAUUAAGCAUUUAGAAAAAAAAAAUAACUUUGAAGCGGGACGAAUUUUAAAUAUAAUUUAUUUCUUUUUGCGCGGUAGGAUGUGUUUAUCGUUUUGUUAGCUGAAAAAUAACCAAAAAUAUAACCAUUCCAGCGUGGUUUUCAUGGCCCGGCUGGCAUAAUCUAA